AUGAACUAUCAAUCGUUCUACACAACCAAAUUUGGCUCGGCAAACAAGAACUCAGAGAGACUGCCGGUCUCUACCUUGACGUGCUCUUCAACCUCGGAAGCAGAAUAUGCCCACUCUCAGGUCUCCGAGCAAGUCUUCCUUCGGUCCGUGGGUGACCUCCGCUCAGAUGUCAGACGAGAGUCUCGCAUUCGACAUCCCAUGGGUCCGGCCACAGACCUCAAAAAUGUGAGAAUAUUUGAAUUUGCCCCGCUUCCACAUCGGGACACUCAAGAUGAACCCAUAAACUUCCAGGCUCAACGUCACAUACUCAGCCGGGAGCCCUCUCUUUCCGCGUGUCAAACAGUGCGAUUAACUGUUGGUACUGGCAGCAGUUCAAAGACCGGGCCCGCAAAUGCGGUCACUACAAUCCCAUGGUAGGUGUGACAGAAAUUACACACACGCACGUUUCAAAAAACACAGUAGAACUACAACGUCCGAGGUAAUAAGAUGGUAUGAUGAUAAGGCAAAAUAACAAAAAAGGUAUCGAAUAAUAUAAUGAUCAAGAUGGGAAGACAAUGGUAAACAAAGGGAAUGCAUCCCCUAACAUGUUAGCAAAGUCACGUGAAGAGCAGCCGACAGCGAAAAAGGGAAGGAAUUAAUAAAGGAUGGGAUUGCCCUUGGAAUGUCGUUGGCUGGUGGAAUGACUUUUGGGUCUAGGUACUGACCGUGAACAGGGAAAAUAUGAUAAUAAGGCGACUUGAACUACCUGGGCUAGAGUCGCGCUGCGACACACCCUCACUUCGUCUUUCCCGCCUAAGCCUCCAUUCAGUGAAAUUGCAAAGACAUUUCAAUACCUUUUUUUCUAUUUGCUUAGGUGCUCCUCUAAAUCUAGACACCUAAGUGACAUUUAAAUCCUAAAUCGUUUACUAUAACGCCUCUUGGAAUGUUCGUUUUAACUUUUUUUAUGAGCAGUUUGUUUGGGUUUAGGGUUAGACAGAAAUAUGUCAUAUAAUAGGUUGGUAUCCCUCUGCACACAGUAAUUGACCAGACGAAUUUAGCCAUGCCUGUCUUCCCACGCAUAGCCGUAAUUUUUGGCCACCUAAAUGUCCUCGAUAUAUCCUUCUUCUUUUCCCAGGUGUGAGUGCCGAGAAAGAGAAGAGGAAGCGGAAAGGCCACUCCAGGCAUAUUAGUCGCAGUCGGCAAUCAGCCAUACCUAAUCUCGGGCUGGCAUGACCUGGAAUUGUAACCCAACCUUUUUGAUUAUUUAACGUUAAGUAGUACAAUCCACUAACAUUUAGCUACGGACUCGCUCUUCUGCCAGUAUUGAUAGAGAGGAUUAUAUACCUACCGUAAAUGCCUUACGAGAUCCGCCUAAGUAGUCUUAAUGUCUACCUUCGGAAUUAUAGACAUUUUCGCGUAGUCUCGAUAGAAAGUUUCGUAUCGUGUGUGGCUUUAGCUGUGUUCUCCAAUGUGAUGACAUUUUACAGCUCGUCACUACAAUUAACCCCCAGAGACAUCCCUUCAAACUACAUGUGCCGCAGGAAAAAUUAUUUGUGAGAAAGGAUUUUUCUCUAACCGUGUUGUGGAACUGUGGAACAACCUGCUGAGACGAUUGCAAAGUCUUCGUCUAUGAAGGCAUUCAAACAUCGACUUGACAGACACAUGCCGCUGCAAGAAGCGGAUUAUGCAACUAUGAGCUAUGUAAAUCUAAGUCCACAUACAGUUGACGCAGUAACUUAUUUAAAUUACUGCAAAUUAUACCGAUCUUUUUGUGACGAAUAGGGAAUUUAAGAGGCGUAGGCCGAAUACAAGGAAUGAAAGAAGCGCGAAACUUUAUUUGUGUCCACGUGUAAGUCGAACGCGCAACAGACCUCUUUUCUGGAUGUGGUGUUAGCCACUGAGGUCGGUUGGUCCUCUUUGGCCUUGAUAAGGAACAGUGACACUUUAUGAGAUGCAACAAAAAUUCUUUGAAGAAUUCCCAGUCCUUGGUUACGUUCCCUUGAAAAUAACAUCUUAACCUAUGAACAAUGUCUCGCCCGCAUCAGAUACAUGUCCGCUCACCAGGUGUUUAACCCCAUCGACUUUCUGCACAUGAUAUAGAGGUCACUCCUCCAAUAGUAUCAUAGGGCCUCUUCAAAAGUGCUAAGGUAGACAAUAUGGCUCACAUGUAUGCCGUCAGGACCUUCUACGAGGACGAUGCCCGAGCAGUUAGCCUGCUGCCCUCCACGCAUUCUUGAUUUGAUUGGAAUAUUUUGUGUGAGGAGAGUUUCAAUUGCUCUCGUUUCCUGCUUUUGCGAUCAGUUUAUUCAAUAGUUACAAGUCAUGUCGCUGUAUGUGAACGUUUUAGGCGAACCCAAAUAUACCGGGGCUUACACCUUUCAUCACAUCCUUUCAAGCUUGAAUUUAUCCGUACAUAAUUCAUCAUCAAUUAGCAUCGAUCUGACUGCUUGAUGCUCAAUGACCAAAUUACCCGUGUUCAAAUAUUAUAUAAUCGGGUCCUGGGGUUGGGUAUGGUUGAUGACGAGGGGUAAUGGUCCACAAAUGGCUUAUACCAUAUGCCUUGUCCUUGUAAAUACAGAAGGCAGGACAUACAAGGCUAGCUCCGGAAUGAAAAAGAUUUUGACUGCCUUUGGUGAGAUGUCGCAUGGUGGGCAAGUUUUGUAAUGUCAGGAUUUAAGUGCAAGAGGAAAAGCGCAGAAGAAAUUGAGGAAGUUGAAGAUAAGGGAAAUGACGGCCCGGUACAUCCCGGCAUCUCCAGAGGAGGUGUGUGCGAGAAAGAAAUGUGACAUUAACAAUCGGCCGCGAUGGCGAUUUCGGGAGCGAACAAUCGCACUAUGAGGCUGCCUGAAAGGUUUUUACACUAGACCACAGAGCACAGUACAAUAAACAUGUUCUGCAACCUGGCGACCAGGAUAGGAUUCACAAACGCCAAAGUGUGCUGUCCAAGGCCGAGGAUUCUCUGAUGUCUGUCAGAGCCAAAUACACGUGUUUUUACUGAUCAACAACUCCUUAAUAUUUUGUCCUCUUUAAUAGUAUGGGACUCAAGCUAAAAAAUAGCAAAUUUGACAGAUAUUUAGAAGAGUACGGUUGGCGACAGGAUGGUUGGUGCAUCAAUCGGGAGCAGUGUAGCAUGAGCACUUACACUCAAAAGAGUAGUUUUGUAUUCGAAGAUGGGUAUUUGAAGAUGGGUAGACGAAUAAACUACCCGAAACGUCGGAUCUUAUAUAAACCCCUCCCGGUGAACGCCCCCUCUUCUUUUGAUAUGCCACCUGGGAAACGGAUUUUCAUUACUAUUGAUGUGAAUUACGGGCGCGAAGCGCUUCAGCUGGCUCGUCGUUGGGAGAAAACUGUCCUCCGACAGGCCUCGACCUAUGCACAGCUCCAUUUCCUUCACAGAUGCCUUGCCAACUAUGUUAUGCCAAAAUGCCUCUCCUACAAGCCUCCAGUCAACACGGAAUUAGCUAAACAAACGGUGUUCCGUCAUAGUCGGCGAAUGACAAGGGUACUCAUACAAGAUUGUCACCUGCAACUUAAGAAAUACGCACACAGUGCUGAAAACUACCGGAUGCUUGUUACACGCCGGUGUGGGGAAUCGACUGCCGCCACAUUGGAGAACACAGUACUAGCAUUGGGACGAAAGAAACGCGCUAACAGAGAUGCGGAUUUAUCGAUAAAGUUCAUGACAGUGCAGACCGCACAAGACUAGGAAACCGAACAAACGAUAGUACAUAACCUCUCGUCAAAACAUCUUGCUGUGACCCAAACAAAAGUUCUUCAACGUGCAUCUGGUUUUAACACAACUGACGCCAACCCGGUCACCUUCAUUGCUUCUUUCGAAUCAGUGCUUCGUCAAACCGGCGUCACAGACGAGGUAAAGGACCUUCUUCGACAUCAAGUCUCUUCACUUCUCAUGUCGCACCGGAAAACCCAUUCCCUGCUAAGAGAUGAACAAAAGGCCCUAAGGGAGCUGAAAGCGGACACCGAAAUAGUUAUUCUGCCUGCUGAUAAAGGCCGGUCAACCGUCAUCCUCGACAAGGUGGACUACCGACGCAAAGCCCUCCUGCUCCUCAACGAUCGAAAGUCCUACAAAAUCAGCGACACCGCCGGUCUAAAGUCGCUAGUGGCAAAGGGUAACAGAAUUCUUGCUUGACUAAAAAAGGACAAGGUCAUCACCGUCAAAGACUGGUAUAUGGCAAAGCCCACAGAAACCGCUAUGGCGAGAUUCUAUGGUCUCCCAAAAGUUCACAAGCCAGAUGUUCCCCUCCGUCCUAUCGUCUCACUCCGAGGCACACCCACAUAGGGCUUGCAAGCUGGCUAUUUCAGAAGCUAAGAUUCCUAACUGCAGGCUCACAAACAACGGUGCACUCAGCAGAACAAUUCCUUGACAAAAUAAGGGCAGUUACGAUCGAACCGAAUGAAAGGAUGGUGUCUUUUGACGUCGUCUCACUAUUCACGUCCAUACCACAGGCCCUUGCGGUCGAAACGCUCAGUGACCUGCUACGUCAAAAUUACGACGGGGGCGAUGGCCAGCCCACAGCUCAGGAUCUCAUAGAACUCAUGGGGCACCGCCUCAAGACAUUCUUUACCUUCGAAGGGACCACAUACGAGCAGAUCAAGGGCACUCCAAUGGGUUCACCAAUCUCCGGACUCAUUGCCGAGGCGGUUCUACAAAAACUCGAGAGACGACUAUUCGAGGAGUACAAACCCAAGUUUUGGGCACGCUACGUUGAUGACACUUUCGUAAUCAUAGACCAGGAUAAAAUCAACUACAUGCGGAAGUACUGA
Messenger RNA from Spirometra erinaceieuropaei, 4764 nucleotides. Lineage: Eukaryota; Metazoa; Platyhelminthes; Cestoda; Diphyllobothriidea; Diphyllobothriidae. The record is from the annotation of a GenBank genome assembly.